AUGGCCGACUUCAAACUAUCAGCCACUCUGCGUGGUCACGAGGAUGAUGUCCGCAGUGUCGCAUUCCCUUCGCCGUCCUCGGUUGUCUCUGCAUCGCGAGACUUUACCGUACGAGCCUGGACACAGCAGUCAACAAAGCCGCCAACAUGGGAAAGCACCAUCAAGACCCAUGGCAGGGAAUUCGUCAACUCGCUCGCCAUUGUCCCACCCUCGUCUUCCUUUCCCGAAGGCCUGGUCGUAUCAGGUGGCAAAGACCAAAUCAUUGACGUACGGAAGCCGACCAAGAACCUCGACGACGACGCAGACGCACUUCUCAUAGGCCAUGGCAAUAACGUGUGCGCUCUGGAUGUGAGCGAGGACGGAAAAUACAUUGUCAGCGGCAGCUGGGACAUGGAGGCACGGUUAUGGCAAGUAGGAAAGUGGGGCGAGUCUACAGUUCUGCAGGGUCACUCUGCGUCUGUAUGGGCUGUCCUUGCCUACGACAGCAACACGGUCAUCACAGGUUGUGCCGACAAACAGAUUCGCAUAUACAACAUAUCAGGUUCGGCAUCGCCUGUACGCUCGAUCCAGGCGCCCGAGGUUGUUCGCGCUCUCUGCCGAUUACCUCCGGGUCACCCCUCUGGCGCCCAGUUUGCAUCAGCGGGUAAUGAUGCAGUCAUUCGAUUAUGGACACUUAAUGGACAGCAGGUGGCAGAGCUACAUGGCCAUGAGAACUUCAUAUACUCACUAGCCGUGCUCCCCAACGGCGGUUUAGUGAGCUCUGGCGAAGACCGCACGGUGCGGAUAUGGGAGAACAACCAAUGCAUACAGACCAUCACACAUCCGGCAAUCUCAGUAUGGACCGUGGCUGUAUGCAAUGAGAACGGCGACAUCGUUACUGGCGCUAGCGAUAAGCUCGCACGCAUCUUUACUCGUGAUCAAAGCCGCUAUGCUGCCGAAUCCGAGAUUCAGCAAUUUAACGACGAUGUCAAGGGAUCCUCGAUACCACAGCAGACGGUGGGUGACAUUAACAAGGAGCAACUGCCUGGUCCAGAGUUCCUUACACAGCGAUCAGGCACCAAGGAAGGUCAAGUGCAAAUGAUCAAGGAGAUGAACGGCAACGUGUCGGCAUAUCAAUGGUCGGCAGGCGCGAGCCAAUGGGUGAAUGUCGGCACCGUCGUUGACUCAGCUGGCAGCGGCGGACGCAAGAUUUCACAUGCUGGCAAAGAGUACGACUAUGUAUUUGAUGUUGACAUUGAAGAUGGCAAGCCCCCGCUGAAGCUGCCUUACAAUCUGAAUCAAAACCACUACGAAACAGCGCGCAAAUUCAUCGAAGACAACGAACUACCAUUGACAUAUCUCGAUCAAGUCGCCAACUUCAUUGUCCAGAACACACAAGGUGCAACACUAGGUCAAAGCACCGCGCAGGGGGCGGAUCCAUGGGGUUCAGAUGCACGGUACCGUCCUGGUGACGCUAACCAGGUCUCGGCUCAGCCUCCGCCCGCGCCUCCAGCUGCCAAGAUACUCCCGCAAAAAGAAUAUCUCCCAAUCACAACUGGAAACCACAAGAUUAUCUUCAAGAAGCUUACAGAGUUCAAUGAAGCCCUAGUCAAGGACGGACAGAAGGGCAUCUCGCUGAACCCGCCAGAUGUUGAGCAGUUGAACGCAACCGUCACCGCGUUGGAGAAAGGCAAUGGCAAAGGCAUCGACAUUACUGGUGUCCAGCUCCUUGUCAAAGCUGCAACACAGUGGCCAGCAGAUAAGCGUUUACCCGCUCUCGAUCUCCUACGUCUAGUCCUUGCCUUUGAAGGACCAGCAGCUUUCCUGGUCUCGCCAGAACAGAAUCUGCUACCAAACCUUCUUGAAUCAGGGGUGUUUACGGAGUCGUCUCCGCCAAACAACACAAUGAUGGCCAUACGGUGUCUCAGCAAUCUGCUCCAGACUGAAAAGGGAAGACUACUUGCCAGUACAGAGUUUGAUACCAUUCAUCCCUUGGUAUCGCCGUUCCUGGCGUCGCCGAACCGGAAUUUGAUCAUCGCACUCACUACGCUGUACAUCAAUUAUUCGGUUCUUCUCAACUCCGAGAACAAUGCCGACCGUGCACUAUCACUACUUGACGAUUUAUCGAAAAUACUCACUACGGCCACUGACUCCGAGGCUGUAUACCGUGCACUCGUCGCUACUGGUACCUUGUUGUGUUUAGGGCCCGAUUUCUGUGAGGCUGGUAGGGACAUCCUUCAGAUAGGCGACGCGAUUACCCGUGCCGAGCAGAAGGUCAAGGAGCCACGCAUCAGGAACGUCGUUGCCGAGAUUCGGCAAAGGCUGCAAGGCUAGAAGCGGCAUGUAUCCUUGCCAUAUCGUACCAUGCAAAGGUUCCGGUGAGCUAGACACAGCUCGAUCCUUGACAUAAUCUGUGGGCCGUGCUAUACAGCGGAGGUGGAGAUUUUGGAGUACUCCGGGCGCUUGGGUUUCGAGGUAGAUGAG
Messenger RNA from Pyrenophora tritici-repentis Pt-1C-BFP, 2463 nucleotides. RefSeq names its product WD40 repeat protein. Lineage: Eukaryota; Fungi; Ascomycota; Dothideomycetes; Pleosporales; Pleosporaceae. Gene Ontology annotation, cellular component: cytoplasm; nucleus. Gene Ontology annotation, molecular function: ubiquitin binding. Gene Ontology annotation, biological process: proteasome-mediated ubiquitin-dependent protein catabolic process; ubiquitin recycling. The record is from RefSeq and is a predicted model, not a curated record.